CUUACCAUACAACGUCAAACGUGAUGGGAUCUCUACGAACUGAAUAUCACGCGAUUGCGUGCAAUCGCGUGCCAAAUUGCGUUCAAUGGGGGAAAAAUGGCCAGAUUGCCAUCGGUACUUCAAACUCGGUAGCGAUAACAAAAAUUUCUGAUGAUGGGAUGCUUCCAAUGUCUUUCGUGCUAAGUGGUCACAAGGAUCGAGUCAAUUGUGUUAGGUGGAUAGAAUCCAGUGAAUCAGACCAUGGGCAAGUCCAGGACUUAGACCAGGAACUUGUAUCUGGAUCAACUGACGGUGCUCUUAUUCUCUGGCGUGGGUCAGUUAGUGAGCAGCUUGCUCUAUCAAGCGUCUUGUCUGGCCACACUGGAUCUGUGACAGCAGUAGAUGCCAUUGCCAUUCCAACCUCCUCUGAUUCGGGCUUCACACGCAGGACUCUGAUCGUCAGUGCAUCCACUGACUCCACUGUCAGGAUAUGGGAGAGGAGAGAAAGAAAGGAGCAAGGAGGAACAGAAGGAGGAGGAGGAGGAGCAGAAGGAGAGCUUGUGUUUGUGGAGAAGCAGUGCAUUUCAUUUGGAUCGGGCUUUGCUGUGGAUGUGGCAAUGACAGUCAUCAGUAGCGGCAAUGUUCCCCUGCUAGCUGUGGGUGGCGAUGACUGCAAGGUGCACUUAUACACAGAGAUCAAUGGUGUCUUCACCAGAGUACAGAGUCUUUCUGGUCACGAGGACUGGAUUAGAGGACUGGAUUUCACGCAUGAUGAUGAUGGUGAUAUUCUCUUAGCGUCAUGUGCCCAAGAUUGCUUCAUCAGGGUGUGGAGGAUAUCAGCAAGCAGACUCAAAGCUGCUCAAGAUACAGAGAUCCAACUCAAGAAGAAUACCUUCACCGUGUUUCAUCAAGUUUCAGAGCAGAGGUAUGCUGUGAGCCUGGAGUCUGUAUUAGCUGGUCAUGAGCAGUGGAUCUAUGCAGUACACUGGCAGAAGCCAUCCAGGAAUGGAAAUGGUAAAUAUCACCAGCCUUUGUGCCUAUUGUCAGCCUCGAUGGACAAGACCAUGAUUAUCUGGAGGUUUGAUGACCAAAAUGCAAUGUGGAUUGACGAGGUUCGAGUGGGAGAAGUAGGAGGUAAUACCCUGGGGCUGUAUGGCUGUCAGUUUAGCCCGGAUGGUGAGGCUAUCCUAUCACAUGGCUACCAGGGUGCUUUCCAUCUCUGGACCAAGGAGGCGCCCAAGGCAUCAGGGGAAGGACAGGGUCCAAGCUCGUGGAGUCCGUCAGAGGUGGUCAGCGGUCACUACUCAGGCGUCCAGGACCUAGCUUGGAACCCUGAUGGGAAUUUCUUGUUGAGUGUAGGCCUGGACCAGACCACUAGGCUACAUGCAGUGUGGAGGCGAGACGGCAAGGAGUCAUGGCAUGAGAUAGCUCGUCCACAGAUCCAUGGUUACGACAUGCAUUGCUUAGCUAUGAUUGGACCUCACUCAUUUGUUUCAGGAGCUGAUGAAAAGGUUCUCAGAGUUUUUGAGGCACCAACCAACUUUCUUAACAACUUGACCAAGAUAUCUGGGGUUGACACAUCAUCAGUUAAGGCAUUACAGGAGACCAAGAAUCUAGCGGAGGGUGCCAGUGUACCAGCUUUGGGACUGUCUAACAAGGCUGUUUACCAGGGAGAGGGGGGUAUGCCUAGCGUGGACAGAGAGAUCCAUCAUCCUAGCGAGCAGUACACUGAGAUUUACUUUGCACCGGUUGCUUUGGAGAGCCCUCCAACUGAAGAUCACCUGCUACAAAACACCCUGUGGCCAGAGACUCAGAAGCUGUAUGGACAUGGUAAUGAAAUCUUCAGCGUUGCUGCUCAUCCCUCAGGAAACAUCAUUGCAUCAGCAUGCAAGGCAGCGAAGCCAGAGCACGCAGCCAUCAUCUUGUGGGAUACAUCGUCAUGGCAACAGAGAGGUCAACUGAUGGCUCACUCCCUGACGGUCACUCAGCUUGCGUUCUCUCAUGAUGGCUGCUUUCUGCUCGGAGUGUCCAGGGACAGGACUUGGUCUCUCUUUGAAGAAGUCCAGAGCGCAGAUAAUCCGUAUAGGCUGAUAGCACACACCGAUAAGAAGACAUCAGUACAUUCGCGUAUCAUCUGGGCAUGCUCUUGGUCACAUGAUAGUCAAUUUUUUGCUACAUCCUCCAGAGAUAAGAAGGUCAUUGUGUGGGGUAAGAAGACAAGCGUGGAUGAGGACCAAGGUGACGCCGGUCCUCUUGGACAGUACGGAGCUAUGUCCAAGCCGCUGGACGUUGGUGAUUCUGCCACAGCUAUAGACUUUGCCAGACAACUCACAACAAAUGGAAGCUACAUCCUGGCUGUUGGUGUAGAAUCAGGAUCAAUAUCAGUCCAUUCAUGGCAUCCUUCCCAGCCAACUGCAUGGACGUGUCUCGUAUCCUUACCUAAACACUCGGGUCACACCAUGACUGUUAAACGAUUGAGCUGGAGACCAACAAGUAGAAGUCAACCUGGUGAAUCCAGUCAGAACCGGUUCCAACUGGCUAGCUGCAGUUCAGACGGGAGUGUGCGGAUACACAUGUUCGAUAGCCUGUCGUGACAUUAUUCCUCCUCCUUGAAAGCGUAGAAACUGAAGGGCUACAAGUUUAUAGACACUAUUUUGACAUUAUUGUGGCACUAUGGGCCAUGGCUUUCACGAGCAUAAUAGCGCCAUGUGAGUUGGUCAGCAGUAGAUUUAGUACUUACAUUUUAAUAGUAUAUCCCCCCCCACACACACACACACACAAUCGGUAUGUUUCCAUCAGCUCAAGAUUGCCAAAUAGCCUGCUAUUUCUGAUUUAGGAAAUAAGCCAGAAGUCACAAAUCCCGUCUUCAUCAGCUUGAGAAAUUAGCUCGAGAUAUUUUGCCCAGCGGUCGCGAAUAGUGCGAGUCUUCAGGCUGGUGAAGUCGGGAUAUUUUGCAAACCAGCUAAAUAUAUCUUGGGAAUGUUUCCCGAGCAAAUUGCCCGCUAUUUGCCGUGCGCCUUCACCUGCCAAAUAGCCUGCUAUUACAUGAUCAGGCUUAUAUCCAGGCUCAGAAAUAGCGGGCUAUUUGGCAAUCUCGAGCUGAUGAUGAGGACAGGCGUUUGGAUGUUUUAUUUCCCUCAUGGCCUUUGACACCUUCCAUUCUUCAGCAUCCACCUGGGUGAAGUCAGGGGGCAAUUUCAUAAAACGUUUAAUCUAUAACAAAUGCUUAAUUUCUAUGAUAAAUUUGCUCUCGUCCAAUAAGAUGCCUUGAUUUCAGUAGCUUAUAACAGUAGCUUGUAACUUGUUAUUGAUAUCAAGUUUUAUGAAACCGGGUCCAGAUGCUCUUGUUCCGUCAAACAUGGGGUUCUGAGCCAUCGUCAAUCUGGAGAUUCUGAUCAUUCCUCUCUGAAGCCAUAAUAAUAAAUAAAUAAUAAUAAAUCAACUUUGUUUGAAUUAGUUGUGCCAUACCAUCUCAAUGUACCCAUCCUUAUCACCUGUAAUAUCUCAGUUGCGCCAAUGAAACCUAUACCUGACUGAACAAUGAAGUACCCUGGUACAUUAUUAUCUAUAUGAGGCUUCCAAUGGUACAAUAAAUCAGUGUAUUCAAUAUCUUUAGCGUAGUUUCCGGAUGACUGACCAAUAUUGUUUUUGUAUUGCUUAGUCAUCCGGGAACUUCAACCAUCGAUAUCGAUAUCACGCACAAAAUAGCCAUAUUUACCGAGGUAACUCAAAUUUUGUUAUUUCGCUAGCCUGAUAAAGAUAAUAAUAAUAAUAUUAUGUGGCUUUGUUUUCGU
Molecule: messenger RNA, 3773 nt
Organism: Strongylocentrotus purpuratus (purple sea urchin)
Lineage: Eukaryota; Metazoa; Echinodermata; Echinoidea; Camarodonta; Strongylocentrotidae
Product: elongator complex protein 2
Exons: 18
Coding region: 24-2573 (849 amino acids)
Biological process (GO): tRNA wobble uridine modification
Cellular component (GO): elongator holoenzyme complex
Molecular function (GO): protein binding
Source: RefSeq, a predicted model, not a curated record